This is a messenger RNA of Moneuplotes crassus, 556 nucleotides long. The record is from the annotation of a GenBank genome assembly. Lineage: Eukaryota; Ciliophora; Spirotrichea; Euplotida; Euplotidae.
CUGCACAUCAACGAUCCAAAUGUUGUUAUCCAAAGAAGACAAGAAGAAAGCAGUAGAGGUCAGUAUGAAAGGAGCUGGGUUAGAAGAGAUAUUGGAGAGUUUGAAAGGAAGCGAUACCCUAGAGUUUAAAGAUGGAUAUUUAUAUGAUCCUUUUAAUGAUAGUGUUGCUCCUAUGAAAUUACAAAUCGAGGGAAGUUCAUCUGUUCCCCUUGACAUUAUUAAGAACAAGAAAACAAUAGCACAAAACAUGAAAAUGUCCGCGAAGAUGAAACGGAAAGCAUUUUCAGGUCCAGGUGGUCUAAGAAAAUCUCUAGACGGCGAGGCUUUAGAUAACAGAUCACUUUCACUAGAAAGAAAAGAUUUUAAUUCUCUCAAUUUAAGAGAACUAGAUUUAGUCUUUGCCUUUGCAAGUCCUCUAAUUUUCAGAGACCCAAUAACUCUAAAAGAAGAGCAGCUUCAAGUAUUAAAUUAUCGAGAAGAAUUCAGAAGAAUUGAUAAUAUCUUCACUGUAAGUACAAAGAGAAACAUCAGUCAGCAAAAAAUAGCUGAGUUGUAG